Molecule: messenger RNA, 3247 nt
Organism: Perca fluviatilis (European perch)
Lineage: Eukaryota; Metazoa; Chordata; Actinopteri; Perciformes; Percidae
Product: sushi domain-containing protein 2-like
Exons: 16
Coding region: 38-2497 (819 amino acids)
Source: RefSeq, a predicted model, not a curated record
CAGAAACAAAACUUGGCUAACAGUUUCACACACUGUCAUGAUGGAAAGAUCCACAGCAGUAAUAUUUGUCUUUCUGGUUUUAUGCAUCUGCAGGACAUUAGGACAGACAUGUGAAGGAAACUGUGGAGUAAAAUUUGACUUAUGUUCAUGCCACUCGACAUGCACGUCUCUGGAGUACUGCUGUACAGACUAUAAAGAAUACUGUGUGGAAGUCUUUCCAUAUUCCGGGUCCAUUUUGGGUGGGACGGAUUUUAUUGUCCUUGAAGCGAGUUUCAAUAAGAGUUCUGAGAUCAUAUGCAGGUUCAACCACAAUAUCAAUACUGUGGGGUAUGUGGAUGAAAACAGUAGAGGCCAUUGUAUCUCCCCACUAUUGUAUGAAACAGGAUGGGUUCCCCUGCACAUCUCCUCAGAUAAUGGCACUACAUUCAGUAGAGUUGGAGCCUGGUUGUCAGUACAUACUGGCAAGUUAGAUGCUCAGUUUAAGGCGACUAUGGUCAACUCAACAAAAUGGCAGUACUAUGGUACACCAGAUGUUGGAGGCACUCUUGAGAUGACAUGGAAUACCUCUUUGGUUAGCGUGGAGAGGGUCAACAUAGAGCUCUGGGGAUACAGCGAGACAGGAAAACCCUAUUCAGACAAUUGGCAGGGUGAGUGGGAAUAUCUGUACUCACUUGCAAAGGAUCAGCCCAACAGUGGUUCCUUUAGUUUUUUGCCCAAACCAGCAGAGAACGGCUUUUCGAGUUGGGAGCUUGGCUCUCUACGCAUCAGCCCCAGCACCUACCCUGAUGGCAUGUGGAAUGUACAAGCCGCAUGGACUGAGGAUCACGCCCUGGCCUGGCAUCUGGAGGAGAAGUUCAGGCAAAAUUCAACAGUUUGGGCCCUGGAGAAAUGUUUAGCAUGGGACCAGCUGGAAAAUCAGCUGCCCAACUUCCUCAGUGAGAUCAUAGACUGCCCCUGCACUCUGGCUCAAGCAAGAGCAGACACAGGGAGGUUUCAUACUGACUAUGGCUGUGAUGUAGAGAAGGGCAGCGUGUGCACCUACCACCCUGGAAGUGUUCACUGUGUGAGGGCUAUACAAGCCAGUCCAAGGUAUGCAGCAGGACAACAGUGUUGCUAUGACAGCACUGGUGCUCAGGUGCUGACAGCAGACUCAAUUGGGGGAAGUACUCCAGACCGAGCACACGACUGGGGCUCCCCUCCAUACAAGAAACCCCCUCGAGUUCCCGGACAGUCCCACUGGGUCUACGACGUCCUCAGUUUCUACUACUGCUGCCUGUGGUCUGACAACUGCCACUACUACUUCAAACACCGGCCCUCCAGUGACUGCAGGCGUUACCAGUCACCCAGCUCAGCUGUGGUGUUUGGAGAUCCCCACUUCAUAACAUUUGAUGGUGUCAGCUACUCCUUCAAUGGCAAAGGGGAAUAUACCUUGGUGACCUCGGCAAAGAAACGUCUGACAAUCCAGGGCAGAACAGAGCCAGUGAACAGAACCACGAUAAAAGCAACAAAGUUGACGGCUGUAGCCAUGAAAGAAACCCCCUCUGAUGUUAUUGAGGUGCGGCUGGUCAGCAGUCACAACGGCCUUGAAGUACUGCAGAAUCAAAAAACCCUCUCCUUUUCUGAGCAGAGCUGGAUGGACCUACAUGGUGUGUUUGUGUUUUCCCCUGCCUCUACAAAUGUGACCGUGAUGUUCCCCAGUGGAGCCGGGGUGGAAGUGCGACUGAGAGAGGGAACUAUGACAACCACCGUGCUCCUGCCAGAGGAGUUCAAAGACUCCACUCUCGGACUGUUGGGAAAGAUGAACGGUGACGCCAAAGACGACCUCACCCUCAGCAACGGCCAACUUGUGCUGAACCUCACCAAUCCAGAGGAGGUGUUCAGCUUUGGGGCAAGCUGGGCCAUCUCCAACAACUCUGCCUUGUUCACAUAUGAUUCAAACUAUCUUUUGGACACAUAUUACUAUGUUCCCAGACAUGACCAUACUUUUGUUCCAGUGUUUUCUGUCCCCGAAAGUCCAGAUGAUCCAUUAGCCAAUCAAGCAUCCGAGAUAUGCUCUGGAGAGGGUUCUCAGUUUUGUAGGUAUGAUAUCCUGGUAGGUCGUAGUCCAAGCAUGGGAAAUGCUACCAAAGUGUCUUUCCAGAGUCACAUUUCUCUUGUGGAGGAUCUAAAGCGAGUGAUAUCCUGUGGAUGGCUUUCACCACCAAAAAACGGGAAGAAGGAGGGGACCACAUAUGUACAAGGAGCUAAGGUGCAGCUUUCCUGCGAUGACGGCUACACACUCAAAGGAUCAGCAGAGCGCAUAUGCCAGGAGAAUGGCCAGUGGACUGGAGAUGACUCAAACUGCGUGGUUACCAGUAAUGUUGCAGGAAUAGUGGCCGGUUCAAUCAUUGGAGCUGUAGCACUGAUUGUGAUUAUAACAACAAUCAUACUCCACUCCAGGAAACAGAAAAGAAAAGAUGCACAUUCAGAAGAAGCUGUGACAAGUGAGGCCCUCUAACCACAACUUUUCAUCUACUGAAAAAUGAAAAACUUAAAAAUGAAUGCAUGCAUCAAUACGUGCUUACGAAAGAUAAAGACACGCAUAAUAUAAAAGAAACAUCUUACUUUGGUCAUAAACCUUUUAAACCACAGCCAUGAUCCAGACUAACAUGUAUUAUAAGGUUGAGCAAAGGUCACAGUUAAAGAGUAACUACACACUCCAUCUUUUACACACUACAUCUUCCAUGGCAGAAAAGUAUUGUUGCACUGACUUCUAUACGAGGAAAUUUUAACCUGUGUUGCACUUUUGACCGCACCCACCAUAACCACAAAACAUCCUGGGCUAAAAACUACAGGUUUAGGUUUAUUGAAAAAGUGAAAACACUUUGUUAUGGAAGGCUUGUGGGUUCAUCUACUUCACAGUCAGUCAUUAAGUUGGAUGAUGUCAAAUGUAGCUAUGUAAAAAUGAUCACUCAAUAACUUACCGUAAGUCAUAUUUUAAGCUAACAAUAAUUGAUAAAACAAUGUCAAAAGUGAAACAUUAAUGAUCCAACCUGCAACUGUCUGAACACUCCAUUAAUGUUAAUGUCAUACAUCAUCAAGUGUUUGGGCUACAGAAGAUCUUUGGUCAGCACUUCAGAUCAGCUGUAUACAGACUAUCUCACUGAUGUGUACUUAUUGUUUGUGUACUGUCAUCAAAUGCUGAUGAAUAUUGUUAUACAGUUUACUAUUUUCAAAUUUGGUGGACAAUAAAGUUUUUCUAAUACAG